Messenger RNA from Aspergillus steynii IBT 23096, 2305 nucleotides. It is a transcript of the gene gfa1, whose product is annotated as glutamine--fructose-6-phosphate transaminase (isomerizing) GFA1. The transcript has 6 exons. Bases 80 to 2164 code for a protein of 694 amino acids. The record is from RefSeq and is a predicted model, not a curated record. Lineage: Eukaryota; Fungi; Ascomycota; Eurotiomycetes; Eurotiales; Aspergillaceae. Gene Ontology annotation, molecular function: L-glutamine:D-fructose-6-phosphate transaminase (isomerizing) activity; carbohydrate derivative binding. Gene Ontology annotation, biological process: UDP-N-acetylglucosamine metabolic process; protein N-linked glycosylation; fructose 6-phosphate metabolic process.
ACCGCACGUUUACCUGAAGUCGGUCUCAUCUCUCAUCGUUCGUCUCUUCAUCACGCCAUCUGCCUUUCUUUGAUUCAAAAUGUGUGGCAUCUUCGGCUACAUCAACUACCUGGUCGAGAGAGAUCGUAAAUAUAUCAUCGAUACUUUGCUCAAUGGCUUGUCCAGACUUGAGUACCGCGGUUAUGACUCUGCGGGUCUUGCCGUCGAUGGCAACAAGAAAAACGAAGUCUGCGCCUUUAAGGAGGUUGGCAAGGUCGCCAAAUUGAAGCAGCUCAUUGAGGAGUCUAAGCCUGAUCUGACGAAGUCGUUCGAGUCCCAUGCUGGUAUCUCCCACACUCGCUGGGCCACUCACGGAACGCCUUCCCGCCAAAACUGCCACCCCCACAGGUCUGAUCUGAACUGGGAGUUUUCCAUCGUUCACAACGGAAUCAUUACCAACUACAAGGAGCUGAAGGCUUUGCUUGAGACCAAGGGUUUCCGCUUCGAGACGGAAACCGACACCGAAUGCAUUGCCAAGCUCACAAAAUACCUCUUUGACCAGCAGCCAGACAUUGAGUUCACGGUCCUGGCCAAGGCUGUUGUGAAGGAGCUUGAGGGUGCCUUCGGUCUCCUGAUCAAAUCUGUCCAUUAUCCCCACGAAGUCAUCGCCGCUCGCAAAGGAUCUCCUCUUGUGAUUGGAGUGAGGACAUCAAAGAAGAUGAAGGUGGACUUCGUGGAUGUUGAAUAUUCGGAAGAUGGCCCGCUACCCGCGGAGCAGGCUUCUCAGAAUGUCGCCAUCAAGAAGUCAGCCACCGGGCUCCUUGCCCCUCCCGACAAAUCGCUGCUGCAUCGGUCGCAGUCCCGUGCUUUCCUGUCCGACGAUGGUGUCCCGCAGCCCGCAGAGUUUUUCCUGUCCUCUGAUCCUUCUGCUAUUGUCGAACACACCAAGAAGGUGCUCUAUCUCGAAGAUGACGAUAUCGCCCAUGUGCAUGAGGGACAGCUGAACAUUCAUCGACUGACAAAGGAUGAUGGCACCUCCAACGUUCGAGCCAUCCAGACCAUUGAACUCGAACUUCAGGAGAUCAUGAAGGGUAAAUUCGAUCACUUCAUGCAGAAGGAGAUUUUUGAGCAGCCGGAGUCUGUCGUGAACACUAUGAGAGGUCGGCUUGACGUUGCCAACAAACAGGUCACGCUUGGUGGUCUCCGACAAUACAUUUCUACCAUUCGCCGCUGCAGAAGAAUCAUCUUCGUUGCCUGCGGAACCAGUUAUCACUCAUGCAUGGCUGUGCGUGGAGUUUUCGAGGAACUUACCGAAAUUCCUAUUUCGGUGGAACUUGCCUCUGAUUUCUUGGAUAGACAAGCUCCUGUUUUCCGUGAUGACACCUGCGUCUUUGUUUCCCAGUCCGGUGAAACAGCGGAUUCGCUCAUGGCUCUCCGGUACUGCCUUGAGCGGGGGGCAUUGACCGUUGGUAUUGUCAAUGUCGUUGGAUCUGCCAUCUCCCUUCUGACACACUGCGGUGUCCACAUUAAUGCCGGCCCUGAGAUUGGUGUUGCUUCUACCAAGGCUUAUACCUCUCAGUUCGUCGCCAUGGUUAUGUUCGCUCUCUCUCUCAGCGAGGAUCGGGCGUCCAAGCAGAAGAGACGGGAGGAGAUCAUGCAGGGUCUUGCCCUGGUUUCUGAGCAAUUCAAGGAGAUUCUGAAGCUGAACGAACCAAUCAAGCAGAUGUGCGCGAACUUCUUCAAGAACCAGAAGAGUCUUCUUCUGCUUGGAAGGGGAAGUCAAUUCCCCACAGCCCUCGAAGGUGCCCUGAAGAUCAAGGAGAUCUCCUACCUUCACUGCGAGGCUGUUAUGUCGGGUGAGUUGAAGCACGGUGUUCUCGCUCUUGUCGAUGAAAACCUGCCUAUCAUCAUGAUCUUGACAAGGGACAACAUCUUUACCAAAUCCUUGAACGCUUAUCAGCAAGUCAUUGCUCGAGGUGGCCGCCCCAUCGUCAUCUGCAACCACGACGACCCGGAGUUUUCCACUGCCCAGACGGACAAGAUUGAAGUACCCAAGACCGUUGAUUGCCUGCAAGGUCUGCUGAAUGUUAUCCCGCUACAGUUGGUUUCGUACUGGCUGGCGGUUCUGGAGGGUCUCAACGUUGACUUCCCUCGCAAUCUCGCGAAGUCUGUCACCGUGGAGUAAGCCGACCGUAUUGAGGAUGCAUGUUCCAGCAGGUGGGCUCGCGAACCUAUAGGGUAGGGUAGGACCUUGGUGAUAUUUUUGAUUCUUACAUGGUUUUUCGUUUAGUUUCCUUAUGACCAGAAGAAUGCAAUAGUUACAGGC